CGCGGAGUAGCGCGAGGAGAGGAGGGGGGGUCGAGGCGAGGCGAGGGCAGUAGACACACGGCGCGGGCCGAGGCCAACAACUUUUCUUUUUUUAUUUUGUUUUAAUAUUUCCGUUCCAACCGGUCUGUUAAUUAAUGAAGAGCGGAAUUGCCCUUAGAAAUGUCGCACGGGAACCAGAGGUCAAAUUAACUCCGGUCCGGAGAACAGACAGAACGGGACCAGAAUUCACUCCGCCUGCCUUUUCGUCCGCCGUGAUUCGCCAGAUCAGACCACACGGACGGACGCUGAAGUUGCCGUUUCUCCCCCAGGUUCUGGCCUCCCGGGAAUAACGUCUAUCUCAUCGACCGUUAACCUGUUGGUAUUAAUUAACACCAUUUUUAAUCGGGUUGGAACUUUUACCUACUGGCCGAUAGGAGUUUCAGUUCGCCUAAAGGACAUAGCGCCCCCACCCAACUUUUUCCGCUUCGUGUGUCUUUGCUCCCCCACACUGUGUGACUAGUGGUCCGGUCCGCCCGGCCUGCAACAGAGAGAAAAGACUGUUCCAGCUCCUAUAGGGGAGAAGGAGACGUUUUUUUUAUUUCCUGAAGUUUUUGUCUAUGGUCCUUUUCUCUAUAUGUUGCGGUAAACUAGGGGUAAUGAGGACUAUCUAACCGGACGUCGGUGAGCCACAAGACACACCGUUCUUUCUCCGGGUUCAGAGGUCAUCAUGGCAGGAGCCUCGGUGAAGGUGGCGGUCCGUGUGCGACCUUUCAACACCCGGGAGACCAGCCGAGACGCCAAGUGUGUUAUCCAGAUGCAGGGCAACUCCACCUGCAUCUCUAACCCCAAACAGCCGAAGACUGAAGCCAAAAGUUUUACCUUUGACUACUCUUACUGGUCGCACACUACGCCAGAGGAUGAGGCAUUUGCCUCCCAGCGCCAGGUAUAUAAGGACAUUGGGGAAGAGAUGUUGCUCCAUGCCUUCGAGGGAUACAAUGUCUGUAUCUUCGCUUAUGGACAGACAGGAGCAGGGAAGAGUUAUACCAUGAUGGGGAGGCAAGAGGAAGGACAGGAGGGGAUCAUACCACAGUUGUGUGAGGAUCUGUUUAAGAGAACAUUUGAGAACAAAGACCCUGAUCUCUCCUUCUCAGUAGAGGUGUCUUAUAUGGAGAUCUACUGUGAGAGAGUGCGAGACCUCCUAAACCCUAAGUCGAAGGGUACACUCCGUGUGAGGGAGCACCCUAUCAUGGGCCCAUAUGUUGAGGACCUGUCCAAACUGGCUGUAACCGGUUAUAACGACAUACAGGACCUUAUGGACUGUGGAAACAAAGCCAGGACGGUGGCGGCAACCAACAUGAAUGAAACAUCAAGUCGUUCUCAUGCUGUCUUUACCAUCGUGUUCACACAGAGACGGAGAGAUCAGCUUACUUCGCUAGAUACAGAAAAGGUCAGUAAGGUGAGUCUGGUGGACCUGGCGGGGUCAGAGAGAGCUGACUCAUCGGGGGCAAAGGGCAUGAGGUUAAAGGAAGGAGCCAAUAUCAAUAAGUCCCUCACAACCCUGGGGAAGGUCAUCUCUGCCCUGGCUGAAAUGCAAAACAGUAAGAAGAGGAGAUCAGAUUUCAUCCCCUACAGAGACUCAGUUCUGACCUGGCUACUGAAGGAAAACCUGGGGGGGAACUCUAGAACAGCCAUGAUUGCAGCUCUUAGUCCAGCCGACAUUAAUUAUGAAGAAACACUUAGUACACUCAGGUAUGCAGACCGUGCUAAACAGAUCCGCUGUAAUGCUGUCAUCAAUGAGGACCCCAACGCCCGACUGAUCAGAGAGUUGAAGGAGGAAGUCAACCGGCUGAGAGAUCUGCUCUUCUCACAGGGUCUCUCUAAACUCCUGACUACUACAGGUGCAGAGAUGAAUAACAAUAACAGCCCUGCAAGUGUGGCUGCUUCACCGACCAACCUCUUAAUCGCUGUUAACGGCCAAUCAGAAGUCCUUCACCUCACCAAUCAGAGUCCUGACCAGGAUUCUAACCUUGACCCUGAUAGAGACCCGGAUCACAUGACAGAAGACUUUGCUGAGGGGGAGGAGUUUGUUGAGACCAUCAGUAAAGAGGAAGUGGCUGAGAGGCUGGAGGAAACUGAGAAGAUUAUUGCUGAAUUGAACGAGACCUGGGAAGAGAAACUGAGGAAGACUGAGUCUAUACGACAUGAGAGAGAGUCCCUGCUGGCUGAGAUGGGUGUGUCCAUUAAAGAGGAUGGGGGAACCGUCGGAGUGUUCUCCCCGAAAGGGACUCCUCAUCUGGUGAAUUUAAACGAGGACCCUCUGAUGUCAGAAUGUCUCCUCUACUACAUUAAAGAAGGGGUCACCAGGGUGGGCCAGAGGGAGGUGGACAUCAGACUGUCUGGUCAGUUCAUCAAGGAGAAGCACUGUAUCUUCAACAGCCACACCAACCAACAGGGAGAGGUCAUAGUAACCCUGGAACCUCUGGAAGGGGCGGAGACUUAUGUAAACGGGAAGCAGAUCACAGAACCACUUGUCCUGAAACAAGGUAACCGCAUCGUAAUGGGGAAGAACCAUGUGUUUCGAUUCACGCACCCAGAGCAGGCCCGUCUAGAGAGGGAACAGAGAGAGAGAAGCAGUACCAGCCCCGGCCACCAGGGGACAGGCUGCACUACCAACACUGACCUCCAGGGGGAGCCGGAAGACUGGACAUACGCACAGAGAGAACUACUAGAAAAACAGGGGAUAGAUAUCAAACUUGAGAUGGAGAAAAGACUGCAGGAUAUGGAGGUUCAGUACCGCAGAGAGAAGGAGGAGGCAGACCUGCUGCUGGAGCAACAGAGACUGUACGCUGAUUCAGACAGCGGAGAUGACUCUGAUAAGAGGUCCUGUGAGGAGAGCUGGAGAUUGAUCUCUUCCCUCCGAGAGAAACUACCGGCUAACAAGGUGCAGUCAAUAGUGAAGAGGUGUGGUCUUCCCAGCAGUGGUAAGCGUCGGGAACCUCUACGCGUCUACCAGAUCCCUCAGCGUCGACGGAUUAGCAAAGACCCCAAACGGGUCACCAUCAGCGACCUCAGGAUGCAGGCAGUCAAGGAGAUUUGCUACGAGGUUGCCUUGGGGGAUUUCCGCCACUCCCGGCAGGAGAUCGAGGCUCUGUCCAUCGUCAAGAUGAAGGAGUUGACUCGAAUGUAUUCUAAACGAGACAACAUGGAGAAAGACAGCUGGCGGGCUGUUGCCCAAGACGUCUGGGAUACAGUGGGGAUAGAAGAGGAGCGAAGGGAGGAGGGGGAGGAGGGGGCGGGAGAGGGCGGUGUGUAUGACCUGAAGGCCCACAUUGAUAGGCUGACGGAUGUUUUGCAGGAAGUGAAAAUUCAGAAUAAUAUGAAGGAUGAAGAGAUAAAGGCUCUGCGAGACAGAAUGGUUAAGAUGGAAAGUAUUAUACCAACUGGACAGGAGGAGGGUAUGGAGGAUGACGAUGAGGAAGGGGGCGUGUCUCGGGAUGAUGGCGUCGGGGCUGUUGAUGAUGGACCGCUCAAACCGCCCAAUGAAAAGAGAGUAACUAAGUUGAUGACAGAAGACCCAGCUUUCAGAAGGGGAAGAAUGAGAUGGCUCAAACAGGAACAGGCCAGGCUUCAGAACCUCCAGCAGCAGAACAUUACAAAGAGACUCCGUCAGAACAGCCAGAACCCCAGUGGCCCAAACACCCCUCUGAUCCCGGUACACCCCCCUCCUGCGAUCCACCUUCCAGGGACCGGGCGCUUUAUCCCCCCCCAGGACUGUAAGCUCAAAUUCCCCUUUAAGAGCAACCCUCACCACCGUCUGUCCUGGUCCCCCUCCACAGCCCUGAUGAUGCUAGGGGAGGGGGGGGGUGAUGGAGGGCAGGCGGGAGAGGGGGAGGAGGAUGGCAAGGCAGGCGGAACAGAGGAGGAAAGGAGGACCAGUGGAGGCGGUAAAGGUUCUCCUUCUCCUCCUCCUGGUCUCCUCCCUCUCCCAUUCCAGAUGGUCCCUCGAGGUCGAACCCCCUCACCGCACCACACCUGGCAACAGCACCGUAGCAACAGUAACCACAGGAACCCGCACUUCCCUGUCCCCAUGCAACAGCAGGGACCACCACCUCGGAGAUACAGACGGAACUCUCUGGACAGCUCCCCGAACGGACAGAACAAUCACCAGGGCAACAACUACCACGGAAACCCCAACAAUGGAGAUGGUCACCAGGGGAGACCGCGGUAUCGUCGAGGAACAUCGCCAGGGCCCGGAGGGAUGGAGAGAGGAGAGUGGGAGCAGAGAGGAGGAGGAGAGAGGGAGCAGAGAGGAGGAGGAGAGAGGGGACUGUUUCAGCAGGGGGGAGGAGGAUUCCAUCAGUACCACCAUCACCCCUACUACCAUCCCCAGUUUAUCCCCCAACACCAGGCCCAACACCAGGCCCAACACCAGGCCCAACACCAGGCCCAACACCAGGCCCAACACCAGCACUACCACAGCCUUCCACGCAACCACCACCACCCACCACCAGGGGUCGACGUGCCGCCACGAGGAGGGGGUUGGGUGCAGGGGGGCUACAGCACCCCGCCUCGUAUGAAGAGGCAGUUCAGUGCCCCUGAUCUAAAGAACAAAGAGACCCCUGUCUGAUCUCUCACCUCUGACCCCUGACCUCUAACUUUACAGAAAAAGACCACCUUCUGGUACACUACAUAUCCACCACACUGUUUAUGAGCUGUCCUAACACUACAUAUUGAGGUUAUAAAUGAUGCUAUUACACAACAUGAUGACAUUGGGAUAAUGUAGAUUGAACUUUUCACUCUGACUUAGGGGUGUGUGUGUGUGUGUCAGCGCUCUGUUUAACGCACAACAAUGAGUCUGCACACAGUGCCACACGCACAACGCCAAAUAUUGACACACAGUGUGUGUGAUCCUGCUGUGCUUUGCAUGCUCUGUGUGUGUGUGUGUGUGUGUUUGUAUAUGUGUGUGUGUGUGAUUUUUAUGUUGACAUUUGAUUCUUUGUCAUUUUUAUCAUAGUUCUGAGGGUUAGGUAUUUGUGUUGAGUUCAGCUGUUCUCUUUUAGUUUUUCUUGAUACAUUUUUAUGCACCCGAAGCAAUUUCUAGAAACUAUUUCUAUUCUAUAGAUAAUUUCUAUAUAUAUUUAGAUUUGGUGUUUCUCUGAACAGACAGAUGUUUCUGUGUUGUUUUAUUCUGCCAGAUGCCUUAAAUAGACGCCAUGAUGGUUUAGCAUACUAGCCUGUUAGCAUAUGUUAACCAGAGUAACUACUUUAGCAUCAUAAUGAUAACACACUAGCCUGCACCAACUUGCUUAGCAUGUCUUAACCUGAUGGCCAGAUAGGCAUUCAUUAGCCUCAUGCUAGUGGGACUCAUGUGUUAGACUAGAGCUCUUGUGUUAGCAUGGGUUAGCAUUGUUGUUAUCAUGUUGCGUAGCUGUGCUGAACCCCAAAGAGAUUAGAGCAGCAAGGAGAGAGGUCUAUGGCAGAGCCCCCUGGUGGCUGGGAGCAACUACAGUACACUCAGACCCGCUCACCCCAGCUCAGAUGCUGAAUACAGCUGCGCCUGUUCAUACAGAUCAGUUAUGCACCUGGUAACAGGACAGGUAUCAGGUUAGAUAUAUACAUGGAACCAGCUGUCUGGACAGAGGCCAGGUCCAACCUGAUAAAGUGACCAAACCCUAACACCUAUUGUCCAUACGCUGCUUUAGGAAGUUAAACAGGUAUGUGUCAUCUGUGAUGUCCAUUGGGUUGCUUAGCAACAACCACGAAGGGUAAAGAAAGCUUCAGGACUUAAGAGAGCCAUUCACUAAUGUGUAUUUUGUUUGAAAUGGAUAUGCAAUAUUUUGGGGUUUAAAUCAUAUUCAUACCAUUUUUACUGGAUGUGUAAUAGAUAAUUUACAACCUUAGUAAUAGAUUAUAAAUAUCUCUGCUGAUACCUUAAUUUGACUUUUAGAAUAUCUCUUCUUUUUUGGCUUCUAUCUAGGCACUUUUUGCUGACAAAAAAACUAGUUUGUAUCUAACUAGACUGAUAAUUGUCACUUUGCUUCAUAACUUGGGAUUUAUUGAUGGGAUUCAACUUCUUUGCUUGAACAUCACAUCAGACAUCAACUUUGAUAGGGUAGAAUAUAGAAAAUAUAAUAUUUUGAACCAUGUAAUAAGCUCUAAAAUGAAUGGACUUCAAUGAGAUCUCUUUUCUUUACCUUUCAUGGGCCAACAGCUUUGUCAGUGUUGUUUUCUAGGCCUCUGGUCAAGGUAUUCCUCUGGGCCUUUGAUCAAAAGCACUUCAGAGGAAAUAGAUUUGGGAUUCUGCUCAGCAUGACUGACCUGCUGUCAUAGAGAAACAGUCUGUAUGUGUUGCUAUAGAAACACAGUAACAGUCUGUUGUCAUGGAGAUGGAUUCUACCUCUAAGUGGACAAUUGGGAAUAAGGAGAAUUCUAACGUUGGUUGGAAUGUUAGGACAGGAUCUGGGAAUGUUGGCUCUGGGAAUAGAACACCUUUGGAGUUUUAUGGAGUUUAUGUAUAUUGCGUUUUAAUAACAUUCUGUGUGGGUUGCUAUGGUUAAUGCCAACUGGGACUUUAUAAGAUGGCGAAUCAGAGGAUGUACUGAUAUGACCGAAUUUUAUGCUCUGGAAAGACAAAUCACAGAUUUUAAUAAGAGAAAUAUAAAAGAUUACGGAGGAUUAGUAGACUGGCAGGGACUGCAAGAUGAAGGAGAACGAAGGAGUGUAAGGAGCAUAGACUAGAAAGAGACAGCAAGUGGUUAGUUUGGAGGAAUGUCCCGUGACCCCUAAUGCCUACAGGGAGCAGGGACUUUUGGGAGAUGACAAGUGGAGAUUUUCCACAUUUACUAUUUCACCUUAGCAGUGAACCAAUGGGAGAGCUUUCAUUGUCUGAAUGCUUGGCCACUGAUUCACCAUGACGAUGACAAACAAAUACAGGAUGUGGAACACAGAAAGUGGAUGGGAAUGGGUCUGAAACCGCCCACGCCCCCUGCGCUGACCAAUCACAGGACAAUCUGAGCAACGCCUUUGAGCUUUUUGGGAAGUAUGGUCCUUUUUCCUGGCUUCCUUUUUUCCUUUUUUUUUUUAUUUUUAAUUUCUAAUUAUUUUAUUUGCUGUGUCCCUGCCGUGACUCUGCUUCUACAGAUAUACUUCUUGUAAUAUUGAGAUGACAUCAUCUAUAUGUAAUCUGCCUUGUGAUGUCAUCAAUAUUAACCUGCCCCCCCCCCACACCUGAAGCUGCUAUAAGGAGAAUCUAUAUGUUCGGAUCAUGUUAACCGCUUGUGUGUAUCUUGAAGUAUGUGUGUGGGUGUGGGAUGUUCUGAACACCUGUUUUUAUUAUUACCAUCCUGGUUGUUGUGAGGAGGCUGUGUGGGUGAGGGAGGUGGGGUGAGGAGCCUGAGUGGGGGAGGAGGCUGUGUGGGUGAGAGAGGCGGGAUGAGGAGCCUGGUUGAGGAGACUGAGUGGGGGAGGAGGCUGGGUGAGGGAGAGGCCUGGAUGGGGGAAGCUGGGAUGAGGCUGGGUGGGUGAGGAUGGGUGAGGAAGUGUGUAACUUUAAGACCCUUAGUAGAACUCUCAGGGUUCUGUGAAGUUCUAGAACUCCUCCUAGUGGCUCUAUGGACUGUAAAAAGAACUGACCUCCAACCCCUGACACUUUCAGGACCUCAGUAUCUACACAAUGACCACGCCUCCUUUAGCUGGUCUCUCUGGUUUCUUUCAUUUACUAUUCAAUCUCUGUCGAUAUUUUCUGCAUUGUUUUGUUUCCUCGUUAAAGCAGCAUGGAUGGUUGUGUGGUCUGGUCUGGGCUCAGACUGAAUCUGAUGACGCAACGAUGUGGCAAUAAAGAUAUACAUACUCAAACUGA
This is a messenger RNA of Esox lucius (northern pike), 7837 nucleotides long. Its product is annotated as kinesin-like protein KIF1C. Gene Ontology annotation, molecular function: microtubule binding; ATP binding; microtubule motor activity. The coding region runs from base 707 to 4606 and encodes 1299 amino acids. Gene Ontology annotation, biological process: microtubule-based movement. The transcript is spliced from 26 exons. The record is from RefSeq and is a predicted model, not a curated record. Lineage: Eukaryota; Metazoa; Chordata; Actinopteri; Esociformes; Esocidae.